Molecule: messenger RNA, 453 nt
Organism: Arachis stenosperma
Lineage: Eukaryota; Viridiplantae; Streptophyta; Magnoliopsida; Fabales; Fabaceae
Product: heavy metal-associated isoprenylated plant protein 28
Exons: 2
Coding region: 43-453 (136 amino acids)
Molecular function (GO): metal ion binding
Source: RefSeq, a predicted model, not a curated record
AUUUGGUAGUUAUAAUUAAGGCAAAUCAUAAUUAAAACAGAAAUGGCGAACAUGCAAAUAGUAGCAGCGUACAAGAAUGUUGUGGAGGCACAGUAUGUGGAGAUGAUGGUUCCCUUGUAUUCUUAUGGAUGCGAGAAGAAAAUCAAGAAAGCCUUAUCUGCUCUUAAAGGUAUAUACUCAGUGAAUGUGGAUUACUACCAACAAAAAGUGACAGUAUGGGGAAUUUGCAACAAAUAUGAUGUGCUAGAAACCGUAAGAAGCAAGAGAAAAGAUGCUCGUUUUUGGAACCCUGAAGACAAUCUUGAAUUAUUAGAGGAUCCAAAAUCAUCACCAUCUUCACCAAUAACAACUCUUCAUCACAAAGAUUUUAAGCGCUCUUUAACUUUGACUAAGGUUCGCUCUCUAAGUUUGAAAGCGUGGAAAAAAGUCUUCACUAGAUCAUAUUCUUUCUAA